Molecule: messenger RNA, 3630 nt
Organism: Cavia porcellus (domestic guinea pig)
Lineage: Eukaryota; Metazoa; Chordata; Mammalia; Rodentia; Caviidae
Gene: Tmem278
Product: transmembrane protein 88B
Exons: 2
Coding region: 267-758 (163 amino acids)
Cellular component (GO): plasma membrane
Molecular function (GO): PDZ domain binding
Source: RefSeq, a predicted model, not a curated record
GGCCUAACUAGAGCACACAGGAGCUUCAGCAGUCACCCGGCAGACAGUGGCUCAGCCUAGCAGAGGGAAGGCUGAGGCAGAGUGUGGCCCUGGAGAUUGACCAUCAAGGCUGAAUGUACUUGGGCCAGCAUUUGCUGUCUUCUUCUGGGAUUUGGAUGGGUGUCAAACCUGGGAUGGAUUAAAGCGUCUCUAAUGAGACGGAAAGAGGGGUGCUGGUCCUGUCACCUGACUGCCACUGUGAGCCUACAGACCCCUGCCAGGACAGCAUGAGUGAUCAGGAAAGGGAGACAGAAGAUGAGGGCUGGGGCACCUCAGAUACAGCACCCAUGCUGCCCCGAAGGCCUGCUGAUCACCGGACCUCGGCCAAGACCUACAUACAGCUGCCAGGCCUGGCUACCAGAAGCCUCCGGACCCUGCUGCUGUUAGGCCAGGCUGUGGCCUGGCUCCUGCUUCACUUGGUGCUGCCCGGGACAGUCUUCCUGCUGGUGUUGCUGCCUGCAGCAGCUGUGGUCUACUUGGGAUUCUUGUGUCACUCAAGGGUCCACCCGGCUCCCGGCCCCCAUUGCCGCGCGCUCCUCUCGGACCGCGGUUCCGCGGCGCUCAUCGUGUUCGGCUUCCUCUUACUGCCACCGCUGCUCGUGGUCGCCUCGGCCGCCCGCGCCCACCUGAUGCGGCGCCUCCGCCCACUGCUGUUGCCCUCCGCACGGACCCCCGAACUCCACUCCAACAGUGAAGAGCACCUCUGCGCCUGUGUGUGACGCCCGGGAGGACCCCGAGUUCCCCUGUGUGAUCUCCACAAAGUGGUCCUAGGUCGGAAGCGGGGCGGUGUUGGCCUGGAGGCUGCAAACGUGCAGUACCCGGGUGACCACCAGGUGGCACCGGACUCCUGUGACCUGGAUCGGCCCUCCCGCCUCGCUCUCCGGGUCCCUGCUUGGGACGCAUUGGGUCACCAAAGGCCACCAUGGUUUCAGGGCCUGUCCAGGGCCGCGGCCAGCCCCAGCCCGAAUCAGGACUCACUGUGGCAGGGCUCCCAAUGCCUGCGAGCUGAAGUAAGAGCUUAGUCUAUUUUUCUGAGUAAUUUUAAGAUCUCUCUUUGUCUUUGGCAGUUUACAGUUUAACUAGCAUGUUUCUAGGUGUGGAUAUGUUUUUCCCCGUUACUAGAAUUGAGCUUAGGACCUCAGAUGAGUAGGCAGGUGGGCUACUUUCCUACUUUAUUUUGGUUUGGUUUUUUGGGGGGUCUCAUAAGUCUCUAAAUUGCCCAGGGUGGGUUCAGAUUUGCAGUCAGGCUUCCUGCCUCAGCCUUCCAGAGUGCUGGUGUUACAGGCCAGCACCAUCACUUCCAGCUCCCAGAUCUUCUUUCUUUUGAGUCAAGAUCUUGCGAAAUUCCCCAGACUGGCCUUGAUCUUUGGUGCCCUCCCCAUCUUCAGAGUGUGAGCCACUGUUCCCACCUUGGGCAUGUUCUUGAUGAUCCUGUGUGGUAUACAUGAUUGUAUUUUCUGUUUCUGCCGAUUCAUGUCUUCCAGCAGUUAUGAAGCAUUCCCAGUUCUCAGUCGGUCUCUUCAGUUUUGCCUCCCAUUCACUUUACAUUCUUUCACUGUUUCCUCUUUUUUUUUUUUGUCUUUUUCCUUUUUAUCGGUACGGGGGAUCGAACUCACCACUGCCUGCUUGCAAGGCAGGCGCUUAUGCCGCUGAGCUAAAUCCCCAGCACCAACUGUUUCCUCUUUUUUCCCUUGUCAAAUUAGUCUUUUGUGUGUGUUCUGUUUCUGGGCAGCAUUCUAGGCAAUUCCUUCAGGUCUUCUCCCAGUUUACUAGAAUUUGUUCCUUAUAUCUAAUCUGCCAUUUAAAUUUUCUAUUAUAUCUAAAAAUUAUGUUUGGUCCUUUUUCAGAUUUAUUGGAUAAAUGGGGGGGGGGGGAAUACCAGGAAUUGAACUCAGGAGCUUGUGUUUGCCAGACAAAUGCUGUGCCACUGAGCUAAAUCCAUGGACCUGAGCUGAUAGAUUCUGAUGAUCUCUGUGCAUGCUCACUUUUUGGAUACCAACUCUGAUUUUUUUGUUUGUUGUUUUUUUUUUGAGAUUGGAUCUUGCUAUGUAGUUCAGGCUGGCCUUAAACACACUAUGUAGGGUGAAAUAGUGCAGUGUUUCUUUGAAGGUUGGCAAUUAUUUUGGGAUGGUGGGGCAGGAAUUCUAAGGCCUCAUCUGUGUUAGCUGGCAUCAAACUUGUGAUCAUCCUACUUCAGUCUCCCAAGUAGUUGGGGUUACAGGCAUGUGCCACCACGUCUAGAGUUCAUUUCUUGUAGUGUUUAAUGUAACAGGAGGGCUUUGAGAUAUUUACUUUCAUAUAAGCCCAGCGUGUGUUCAAAAUGUGUGAUUAGUGUAAUUCACCCAGAAGAACCUAGCUGUGGCUAAAAGGCCUUUUAAAUGACACCACACAGCAUGUUGCCAGCAGGGCUCAGCCUGUGACUUGCAGGGUCGGGGUUCUGCCUGUGACCAAGGUCACGCACGUUCUGUGGCCUCAAGCAGAGACCAGUGUGUAGCUGGGUGAGGUCCAGUGGGUGUCUGGGGGUUUUCCAACCUUCAUCUGUGUCCAGCUUUGAUGCUUUUCCUGAGCAGACGGAGCCAGCCAGUCGCCAAGCCACCUAGGAGGGCUUCCCUUGGGCCCUGGCCACCUUCCUUCCCUUCCUGCCACAGGCUGGACAGGCUCUGGCUGCAACCAGGAGUUCAGGAUGAGGGCUCCCCUGGGAAGCCCUUGGCCGAGUCUGCCUGGCCCCAUGGUUGUCAAAACAACAGCUGGGUUUGGUGGGGGUGGGGAGGUGAGUGGGAGCUCCAGGCUGCAAGCUGAACCUUGAGUUCUGCCCUGGCAGCUGGCUGCCUGAGGUGGCUGGUUUGAGAAAGGGGUUUCCCAGCUUGCUAGGUCUGUUAGGGCCCCAGACAGCCUCCAGCUGGCCCUGGGGACCUCUAAUAGAGACAAGUGGGAUUACCUUCCUCACCCCAGUGUGCAGACCUGCUUUCAGUGGACCAUUGUAAGAGUCUUGUGUGGCAGCACAAGCCUGGAUCAUAACCAUACUUAACAGGCUGAGGCAGGGUGAUCCUUUAAAGGCACCUGGGCUGUAUGGCAAGUUCCAGCCUUGCCUGGCCUACACAGCAAAAGCCUGUCUCAAAAAUUUAAAAAACCCCAAGGAUUAAACUUCUAAGUUCAUUAGAAAUAUUACAGGCAGUCAGCAAGAGCUGGGUCCUCAAGAGAGUUAGGGAAAGGAUGAACACUUAUUAAAACCAUGCUGGAGGCACAUCUGUUGGAGGCCAGGCCUUGAGAUAAAUGGUAACUGCUGGUCUAAUGAAGCCUAGAUAGACAUAGGUGGGUGACCAAGACCCUUGGACUCAUCCCUUCCUGAAGAGUUCCUUGUUCUUUCCAUGGGGACUUGCUACAUGACUUGCUUCCCCAUUGGAUCACUAUUACCUAAGCAGCUACACAUGUAAUCUUAUUGGUUGGUCACAGCUAUAACCCACGUUGUACCCAUGUGGUUGUGCUGUAUUAAACUUCCCCUGAGAAGUGGGCUCCUUGCAGACCCACUUGGGGCCCCUCCUGCCUCUCCGAUGCUCUCCCUCCCUCUCAGUAAAUAUUUCCUAAUCCUUA